AUGUUCAAAGCUGUGAUUUUCGUCUGCGCCCAAGUGCUCUUCGUUCAGUUAAUUGCCGGGCAGUGUAUAGGGCACCAUAGUUCGGUUCCCGUGACAUCAGCUCAUCCUUGUUCUACCACCCAUCUCGGUCACACUGCUUCCCUUAGUUCGUGCGGUUACGGUAUCUCUGCCAUUCCUGCUUCUAGCGGUGGCGGUCUCGAAGUGUUCAGUUCUUCUGCCUUUUCACCAGAUGGACUAUCAGUCUUCUCAGAAAACGCCAUCGAAGGAAACCUCGCAGCCGCCGGUGCUCUGCCUUUCCUGGGUGCUGUGGCUCUUGAAGGUGUUCUACCAAGUUCUGGUAUUGGUGCUGUCAACUAUGGCUGCGGUAAUGGAGAAGUGGCCAUCUUGGCUGAGGACAAUGCCUCCUCUUCACUUGCUGGUUCACUUGGCUCCGGUGCUUUCGGCUCCUACUUUGGUCAUCAUGCUGCUGCUGAAUCCAUCGGUCCUGGUGGUUUCGGCUGCGGCUGCGGUCGUUUGGCUAGACCAACCCACAUUAGCUGCGGCUGUGGCAGCAUAUUUUAAAAAUUUGAACUGUUUGAAUGGAUUUUCAUAAUAUAACAAAGCAAUACACUA
This is a messenger RNA of Melitaea cinxia (Glanville fritillary), 612 nucleotides long. Its product is annotated as chorion class B protein PC10-like. Gene Ontology annotation, cellular component: egg chorion. The record is from RefSeq and is a predicted model, not a curated record. Gene Ontology annotation, biological process: chorion-containing eggshell formation; multicellular organism development. NCBI's taxonomy places the organism in Eukaryota, Metazoa, Arthropoda, Insecta, Lepidoptera, Nymphalidae. Bases 1 to 561 code for a protein of 186 amino acids. Gene Ontology annotation, molecular function: structural constituent of egg chorion. The transcript is spliced from 2 exons.